Molecule: messenger RNA, 1338 nt
Organism: Adineta ricciae
Lineage: Eukaryota; Metazoa; Rotifera; Eurotatoria; Adinetida; Adinetidae
Source: the annotation of a GenBank genome assembly
AUGACUGAAAAUUCUCUGCGUCAACGUAAACGAAUUUUACGACGAAUACACAAUAACCAUAGAAACAAAGGUCAACCAGCAGUCACCGAUCCGUGUGAAACGACGAGCGAGAGACACAGCGCAACUUGCUCUACUCAUAGUCGACGAAAAACUGAAGCUCUCAUUUGUAGUAUAUGUGACGGUCAUGCACAUGGCUAUAACUUCGAUGCAAUCACAUGUGAAUCAUGUAAAGCAUUCUUUCGACGAAAUGCUUUGAAAGCGGAUGGAAUACCUAAAUGCCGACUUAGUAAUGGUAAAUGCGCUAUAACAGUAUCGACGAGAAAACGCUGCAAAGCUUGUCGACUGGCCAAAUGUUUUGAAAAAGGUAUGAGAGCGGAUUGGAUAUUGACAGACGAAGAGCGCAUGAGUAAACGGCAGAAAAUCGAAGAAAAUCGUCGUUUACGACAAAUGUUGUAUCCUGAUUCUCCCGAGUCAGUUGAGAAGUCGCUGCUUCAAACUAAAAUGGAGCCAUUCGAUUAUGAUGAUGCUGAUGUAGAAGAAGAGGAAAACGAUUUGAAUAAUGAUCAUAUAACAAAAGCACUUCUUCUGUCAUCCAAAGAUUGGGCUAAAAUUCAACAAAUUCAACAGGCAUACGCCGAUUCAAUACGUUUAACAUCAUUGUCACCCGAAUUCCCGUUGUAUCCACAAAUACUACCGCUUAAUGAAGUGUCAGAUGUCUUCAAUUUUCUGACAAAUCUACUCGCAACCCGACUUAUAACAUUCCUUAAGCUUUUACCCGAAUUUUCAAUGUUAAAUUCGCAUGAUAAAUUCAUUCUGACGAAAUACAAUACAUUCACAUUGACAUUCAUUCGGGCCGCAUUGAACUACAACUCCACCAGAGAUAUUUAUCAUGAACCUCAUACAGAUGAAUGUAUAUUCAACGGCCGUGAUAUCAUCCAAUGUUUCAAUCAGCACCAGUACAAUUUAUCUAGGACUUGUUUGGAAAAUUUCUUAAAAACAUCGUUCAAUGAUCGACUUAUUUUGCAGUUAUUGUUAUUAGUCUUGAUUUUUUCGAAGGGUUCAUCGAUUUGUGCACAGUCUGAUGAGGUAGAACCAAUAGCCGAUGAUAUUCUAACAAUAUAUCACACACAGAACAUUUUCGUCGAUCUUCUGUGGAAGUACUGUGAGCAAAACUUCGGUGAAAGAUUAACAGUUAAGAUUUUGUUCAAUUUAACUGUGCAUUUUAUGGAUGCUAACGUCCAAGCGUUCAAUUCUCGUCAUGGGAACUUCAAAACAACUCGAAUUGCCGACCAAUUAUCACCGUUGAUAAAGUCCGUUUUGUUAAUCGGUGAAAAAUAG